This is a messenger RNA of Cetraspora pellucida, 408 nucleotides long. Lineage: Eukaryota; Fungi; Glomeromycota; Glomeromycetes; Diversisporales; Gigasporaceae. The record is from the annotation of a GenBank genome assembly.
AUGAAAGUUGUAUCUUCUCAUGAUAAAAGUAAAGUACCUGUUGCCCUCUUUAUUAUUGUUAAAAGCACUGAUGAUAUAGAAGAAAACUCAUCUUCUGAUCCAAAUGAUAAAUUAAUAGUCAAAGAACUUCUGCAGCAAAUAGGCAUAUUACAUGUAUGUAACCUAAUGCUGAUUGAAGAUUUACUAAAUCUUAAAGAAAAACAAGAAGCACACUACCAAUUUACUGAUGAAGACCUAAUUCAAACUGCAACAAAAGUAGAACAAAUAGGAGAGGAGUUCAUAAUGCUACCUCUAACUGGAGAAAAACAAUUUAAUAUUUUGCAUGAUGUCUUGAAGAUCGUAAAUGAAAGAAUCGAUAAUAGUGGAGUAACAAUAAAAUCUUUACACAAGCUACAAUCCUGUAUUUGA